Contarinia nasturtii (swede midge) is the source of this 1474-nucleotide messenger RNA. It is a transcript of the gene CycG, whose product is annotated as cyclin G. Gene Ontology annotation, cellular component: nucleus; cyclin-dependent protein kinase holoenzyme complex; cytoplasm. Gene Ontology annotation, biological process: mitotic cell cycle phase transition; regulation of cyclin-dependent protein serine/threonine kinase activity. Gene Ontology annotation, molecular function: cyclin-dependent protein serine/threonine kinase regulator activity. The transcript has 3 exons. Bases 128 to 1294 code for a protein of 388 amino acids. NCBI's taxonomy places the organism in Eukaryota, Metazoa, Arthropoda, Insecta, Diptera, Cecidomyiidae. The record is from RefSeq and is a predicted model, not a curated record.
AAACACGAGUCUGUCAUUUCAUUGUUAAAUUGUAAUUAUAAACGAAGUGAUUGAAAUUUGGUGAUCCAGAGAAAGAUAAAUAAAAUAAAAAGUGUUCGCCACCCCGUAUACUAGGCCAGGCCUAAUCAUGUCUUUCACUGAUCGCUACUCUGUUAGCCAUACAAUGCUGAGAGAUGGGAAUUCGAACAGCGAUUGUAUUGCUGGCACUUCAGAGCAGCAAAUGCAGCGAAGAUUGAAUUGUGCCCAGCUUGAGAAUCGGGGUGCUGCAGCAGUAAUACAAGAAGCUUGUGUGAAUACACAAUUGAGCAUUUUACCAAACGAACAACUAUUUGGAAAAUUAUACGAAUCGCUGGCACUUGAAACAAAAUUCCAGCCAUCAUUGUUUUUGCCAGAGGAUUCGAAUAAUGGUGAAGUUACUGUUGGCGCAAGAGACGGUGCAGCUCACGUCUUACGAUGCUUGAAAAUGUGGUACGAUUUUCCAAGUGAUGUACUUUUUGUGGCCGUAAAUUUGGUUGAUCGUUUCCUAACCAAGAUGAGAGUGCGUCCAAAGCAUAUGGCUUGCAUCAGUGUUGGAUCGUUCCUGUUGGCUGUACGUCAAUUGAAAUUGAACAUUGCUGACACCGACGAUUUGGUUGCUAUUUCGCAAUGUCGCUGUACAUCGGGCGAUGUCGAACGAAUGUCGACCAUUAUUGCAAGCAAACUUGGCGUUCAAUUGGAGACUGCUCCGAUUACACCUCUUUCAUUUUUGCGCAUUUUCUAUGUUGUUCUGCAUCGUGUUGCCGUAGAAGUGAAUCUUCAGACGUUCUUCGAGUCGACCAUAAUCUUUCAAGACUUGGUCUCACGAUUGGAAAUUUUGGCAUGCGAAGCCAGCUGUGCAAGUAUGCGUGCAUCGGAAUUGGCAUUGGCAUUGAUUUGCACUCAUAUGGAUGAGAUGAUUGCAGCCAAAUUUGGCGCGGACAAUGAACAAGUUCAAGGUCUCGUUCAGUAUGCAAUUCAAUUGCAAAAUCUCUGCAAAAUCACCGAACAUGGAUUUUUCGAGACGCACAAAAUCGUUGUUAACAUUUUGGAACAUUACAAUGGACAACAGAAACUACCACAUCGUCAACGUUUGGUGUGGAAGCUCUCAUCACGAACAAUGAAAGUACUUCGUCCAACCGAUCGUCUGACAUCACAUUUACCAACUAUUGAAGAGGACAACAAUCAUAACCCACUGCGUUCAAGAACUGGCAGUGUUUGCUCUGAAGAAGGUGAAGAUUGGCCAACAUCUCCUAUUCUUCCAAUCUAUGAAAAGUAAAACCUGCGUGCACAUCCCAUUCAUCUCGAGGAGGGAACUUUUUAUGAACAUCAAAUGUGAAUUAAGGAAUUUAAGUUUGUCAAAAGCAACAACAAAAAAAAAUCAUAUUUUCUGUUCAUCUCUCUGUAAGAGGGAUAACAAUAAAUUCAAAUUUAUUUCUUUCUUGAAACAAUUGACUCC